Trichogramma pretiosum is the source of this 6181-nucleotide messenger RNA. It is a transcript of the gene LanB1, whose product is annotated as laminin subunit beta-1. The coding region runs from base 169 to 5547 and encodes 1792 amino acids. The transcript is spliced from 14 exons. Lineage: Eukaryota; Metazoa; Arthropoda; Insecta; Hymenoptera; Trichogrammatidae. The record is from RefSeq and is a predicted model, not a curated record. Gene Ontology annotation, biological process: basement membrane assembly; cell migration; substrate adhesion-dependent cell spreading. Gene Ontology annotation, cellular component: laminin trimer.
GAACGAGCCUAUGUGAUGCUAUAUACAACGCGACGGGGCCUCCAUAUCGUUACAUCUAUCGCGUAGGUGCAGAUGACGAUGGAGUAGAGGAAUUCAAGAGCGCCACGCUCCCCCCUCGCUGAUCGUCCAAAUUUUUUUCGCAACGAGUUGCAACAAAAUCGACCAAACAUGAAAAACGAAACGAUGGCUCAUUACUUUUUCAUCGGCAUAUUUUUAUUUUAUCUAACAGCUAUUUCGGACUCCGUUGACGCAGCCUACAGCGAUUACAGAAAUUACUCGCGAGUGCCCUCGUCACGAGCAGGAGGAUACAUUCAACGGGUUCAUCCGUGCGAGCAGAGCUCGUGUUACCCGGCCACGGGAAAUCUGCUGAUAGGUCGGCGUCAUCAGCUGCACGCGACCUCGACCUGCGGCCAACACGGACCCGAGCGCUUCUGCAUCGUGUCGCAUCUCAAGGAGCGCAAGAAGUGCUUCUUCUGCGAUGCCAAAGACCCGAGGACCCAGCACGAGAUCGGCAAUGUCGUCGGCGGUCACGAGGAUUACAAGCGCGGCUCGAGAACCUGGUGGCAAGCCGAGAACGGAGUCGAGAACGUCUCGAUCACCCUGGACCUCGAGGCGGAGUUUCACUUCACCCACGUGAUCAUCAGCUUCCAGACGUUCAAGCCCGCGGCGAUGCUGAUCGAGCGCUCCUACGACUUUGGCCAGACGUGGCACGUCUAUCGCUACUUUGCCCACGACUGCGCGAGUGCCUUCCCGGGCGUGCCGACGCACCAGCCGACCAAGCUCACCGACGUCAUCUGCGACUCGCGAUACUCGAGCGUCGAGCCCUCGACCAAUGGCGAGGUCAUUUUCAGAGUUCUGGCCAACAACAUAAAAAUCGACAAUCCGUACUCGAGCGACGUGCAGAGCUUACUGAAGAUGACGAACUUCCGGAUAAACUUCACGCGUCUGCACACCCUCGGCGACGACUUCCUCGACAAUCGGCCCGAGAUCCGCGAGAAGUACUACUACGCGAUCAAGGACAUGGUGAUCCGAGGCUCGUGCUCGUGCUACGGCCACGCCUCGCGCUGUCUGCCCCUCGAGGGCGUCGACAACGAGGAGGAGAUGGUCCACGGCCGCUGCGAGUGCACCCACUUCACCAAGGGCCGCAACUGCGAGAAGUGCGAGGACUUUUACAACGACGUGCCGUGGAAGCCGGCCGUGGGCAAGCAGACCAACGCCUGCAGGCCCUGCAACUGCAACGAGCACUCCAAGAGCUGCCACUUCGACGAGGCCGUGUACGCGAGGAGCGGCCGAGUCAGCGGCGGCGUCUGCGACGACUGCCAGCACAACACCCGCGGACAGAACUGCGAGCUCUGCAAGCCCUUCUACUAUCACGACCCGGCGAGACGCAUCAGCGAUCCCGAGGCUUGUCAACCUUGCGACUGCGACCCGAGAGGCUCCCUGGACGACGGUAUCUGUGACUCUCGCACCGACGUGCUCAGCGGCGAGGAGUCCGGCCGCUGCCACUGCAAGGUGAACGUCGACGGGCGACGCUGCGACCGCUGCAAGGCCGGCUUCUGGAACUUCUUGGAGGAGAACCCGGAGGGCUGCCAGCCCUGCACCUGCAACACCCUCGGCACCGUCGACAAUCAGGGCUGCAACAUGAUCAGCGGCGAGUGCACCUGCAAGCGCUACGUCACGGGCCGCGACUGCAACGAGUGCAUGCCCGAGUUCUGGGGCCUCAGCGAGACCCAGGACGGCUGCAAGCCCUGCGACUGCGACAUCGGCGGCGCCUUCGACAACAGCUGCGAUCCCCAGACCGGACAGUGUCGCUGCAGACCACACGUCACCGGCCGUACUUGCAAUCAACCCGAGCAGAGCUACUACACCGGCGAUCUCGAUUUCCUCACAUACGAGGGAGAAUUGUCCAGGCCCACCGAUAACUGCCAGGUGGUGAUUCGCGAGCCGUAUCGCGACGGGCGCAACAACAGCUGGACCGGCCUCGGCUUCAUGCAGGCGCUCGAGGGCUCGGUCCUCAACUUCACCAUCGACAACGUCAAGCGGUCCAUGUGGUACGACAUCAUCGUGCGCUACGAGCCGAAGCAGCACAUGGGCGAGUGGGACGACGCGCAGAUCGCCGUGGAGCGCAGCGAGCCCAUCGAUCCCGAGGGUCCCUGCGCCGACUGGCAGCCCGAGUACGACAAGCUCUGGGUGCAGCUGUCGACCAGCCAGAGGAGCUCGGUGGCGAUGCCGCCCGUCUGCCUCGAAGCCGGAAAGACCUACAACGUCCAGCUGGAAUUGAGGAAAUUCAAUGGACCGGCCGAUGGUCCGACUCCAUCCAUUUUGAUCGAUUCCAUCGUGCUGAGACCUCGUUUGGACGGUUUGCCCUUCUUCACCGGCUCGGGCGAAUAUCGUCGCCAAGAAUACGAGAGAUACCGCUGUCAGGACUAUUACAGCACUUUCUACGAUUACUACUCCAUGUACGAGAACCGCAGCGAUAUCCGCGAGAUUUGUACCAAAUACCAAAACAGCAUUGGUCUUUACGUCUACGACGGUGGUCACGAGUGCGAUUGCGAUCCAACGGGUUCGCACAGUCUCCUCUGCAAAGACUACGGCGGUCUGUGCCCCUGCAAACCGAACGUGGUGGGACGUCGCUGCGAUCGCUGCGCUCCCGGCACUUACGGCUUCGGGCCCGAGGGCUGCGUCAACUGCGACUGCGACGGCGUCGGCUCCCUCGACAACUUCUGCGACGUCGACACGGGCCGCUGCAAGUGCCGGCCCAACACCUACGGACGCGACUGCGGCCAGUGCGAGCCCGGCUUCUGGAACUUCCCGCACUGCCGCAGGUGCGAGUGCAACGGCCACGCCGACACCUGCGACUCGGCCACGGGCCGCUGCAUCGACUGUAGGGACUUCACCACGGGCCACAACUGCGACAGGUGCAUCGAGCAGUUCUACGGCGAUCCCCGGAUCGGCGAGGACAUCCCCUGCCGAGCCUGCCCCUGCCCGGGCACCGUCGACAGCGGCCACUCGUACGCCGACAGCUGCUCCCUGGACCCCCAAACCCAGGACGUGGUCUGCGACUGCGACCAGGGCUACGCCGGGGCUCGCUGCGACAGCUGCGCCGACAACUACUUCGGCAAUCCCGAGCUUCCUGGAGGCAGCUGCCAGUCCUGCGAGUGCAACAACAACACGGACCUGGCCAGGCCCGGCAAUUGCGAUCCCUACAGCGGCAAGUGUCUGCAGUGCCUCUACAACACCGACGGCUUCAACUGCCAGGUCUGCAAGGCCGACUACUACGGCGACGCGCUCCAGCAGAACUGCCAGGCCUGCCAGUGCAACAUCCUCGGUACCGACGCCAGAGCUGGCCCGUGCAACCCGACCAGCGGCCAGUGCCCCUGCUUGCCCCACGUCAUCGGCCAGAUUUGCGACCAGUGCGAGGAAAAUCAUUGGAGGAUCGCCAGCGGCGAGGGCUGCGAUCCUUGCGAGUGCGACGUCGUUGGAAGCGUCUCCGACAAAUGUAACCCGUACGACGGCACGUGCGAGUGCAAGCCGGGCUUCGGCGGGCGUCGCUGCAACGAGUGCCAGACCAACUACUGGGGCAACCCCAACGUGCAGUGCUACCCGUGCGAGUGCGACGUCAUAGGCUCGGCCAGCCAGCAGUGCGAUCGCACGACCGGCGUCUGCGUCUGCCUCGAGGGCAUCGGCGGCGACAAGUGCGACCAGUGCGACCGCAGCUACAUCGGCGUCGCGCCCAGCUGCGCGCCCUGCGGCGAGUGCUUCGACAACUGGGACUACAUCCUCGACGGCCUGAGGAACAAGACCCUCUACGUCAUCGACGAGGCCUCCAACAUCCAGAAGGUCGGCACGACCGGCAUCUACAGUCAGGAGUUCAUGGAGAUCGACAAGAGCAUAGCCCUGGUCAAAGAUCUGAUCGAAAGUUCCUCGGUCAAGAGCCAAGAUCUCGAAGAACUGAAGGAGACGGCUGCGAGCCUCGACAAGGAAAUCAACGCCUACGCCGAGAUCCUCAAGGACCUGAACGCGCAGCUGAGCGGCGUGACGGAUCACGUGACCAUAGCCGACGCCAGCCUCAAGGGCUUCAAGAACCGCAUCGACAAGCUGCACGAGGACGCGAUCAAGCUGCGCGAGAACGCCAAUCGGCUCCAGGAGUCCAACGUGCAGGGCGCGCUCAACGUCACCCAGCAGAUGGCCGAGCAGUCGCGCCAAGCCGAGCGGAUGGCCGCCGAGACCAGCGGCAUACUGGCCGACGCCGAGCGCUACAAGAAGAACACGGAGAAUCUGCUGCUCAAGAACAGCGUGAGCGUCGCGGCCAACCAGAAGCAGAACAAGGACUCGCUCGAGAAGCUGAACGAGAAGCUCGCCGCGCUCAAGACGCACAUUCCCAUGCUCAACGAGGACAUCUGCGGCUCCAAGGUCGACGACUGCAGCGACAGCUGCGGCGGUGCUGGAUGCGGCGUCUGCGGUGGCUUGGGAUGCGACUCGGGUGCCAAGACGAAAGCCAGUCAGGCCCUCGAAGUCGCCAAGAAACAAGCUGAAAAGAUUCGCGAUCAUAGAGACGAGGCCGAGCAACUCUUGAGAAAUGUACAUCGUCUCAGGGAUGGAGCGGCGCACGCUCGACACGAUGCCCAAGAAGCUUUCGACUUGGCCAUAACAGCCCGCAAUCAGUCGGACAAAAUGGUGUCGGAUUUGGCCGACGUAAACAGGAAGAUCGAAUUACUCAUGGAAGCCGAGCAACCGUCGCCAGCCGAGGUCCGCGAUCUGGCUCAAGAGGUCUUGAACAAGAGCAUAACAUUGACACCGGAGCAAAUCAAAGGUCUGGCCGAUCAGAUCACUGAAAUCGUCGGAUCGCUCAGCGAUCCCGAUCGUAUCCUUCAAGAAACAUCGAGCGAUUUGGCGCUCGCCGAAGAGAUGCGCAAUCGCGCGGAAGAGGCCAAAAUGAUCGCCCAGAAGCAGGAGGAUCUGGCAGCUAAGGUCACUGCUCUGCUGCAAGAGACGCGAGCCAGUCAAGAGCUCGCUCAGGAGGCCAUCGGUAAGGCGGAGACCGACAUCGAGAACUCCCAGAGGGAUCUGCACGAGAUAACUCAGAUCACGAAAGAGGCCAAGAAAAAAGCCGACGAUACUUACAAUUCCGUCAAUGAUUUGGAGGUCCGACUAACGUCGCUUCAGACCGAGGCGGUGCGCAACGACUUCAUCAUCAAGCAGGAGAUCCAGGCCCAGGCCCACGACCUGUCCGAGGAGGCCAAGAAGGUGCAGUCGAACGCCGACCUGAUGGGCCGGCGCUACAUGCAGGUGCGCGACUCGCUGUCGCAGCGCGACACCAAGAGCAAGGACGACAUACUGCGCACCAAGAGCCUGCUGCAGCGCGCCUCGGAGCUGACGGCCGACACCCAGAGCAAGUACAAGGACCUCGAGGGCAUGGAGAGCGUCUACAAGGACAACGAGCGCAUGCUCAAUCUGCUCAUGGGCGAGGUCGACAGUCUGAACCAGGCGAUGGACCGCGAGCUGGCCCACUUCGAGAGCAAGGCCCAGCUGUAUCGCCAGUGUUGAAAAUAUCAUGUGCGCGCGACUUACACGGACACUUUGUUGUUGGCUAACAAAACGAGCGUGAAGAUGAAAAAAUGAAAAAGCAAAAAAACAAAAACAUAUCAAUUAGAACUAUAAAGCGGCUUUAAUCUUGUAAUAAUUGAGUUGUUCUGAAUUCUUGAUUACAAUUAUCAUGUGUGUGUGUAUUUUUAUCGGUACUUAUAGAGUUUAUACAUGUAAUUAUAAAUAUUUAUAUGUUCAGCGAUGAAAGCGCAUCGCCUAUAAUUGCCUAUAUCACCAGUACACGAUGAAGACUCUCUUAGUUUUGGAACAAAGAUCUUUUAUAUGCGUUCGUAUAAUUUUAAGCUCUGUACCGUAGUAGUUUAUCCUUUAAUCUUUGGUUUCAUUCACAGUCAAAGAGGCAUUUGUUUUUUUUUAUACUUCUACUUUUUUUCUCACACCACUAUACCUUACUUUUUACAUGUUUUACUUAGCUCACGUUGCGAUUCCUCACGUAUGAGUGCCAUAAAAUGGUAAAAUACAUAUUUAUAGAUGAUGAUACUUGUGUCAAUAUACGAGACUGUAAAUAUACAAUUAAUUGACUAACAAUCUCGUGUUGAAACAAAAAUAUUAUUACGAUAACGUUGAUCGAUUUUUU